This is a messenger RNA of Siniperca chuatsi (mandarin fish), 1778 nucleotides long. It is a transcript of the gene arhgap15, whose product is annotated as Rho GTPase activating protein 15. NCBI's taxonomy places the organism in Eukaryota, Metazoa, Chordata, Actinopteri, Centrarchiformes, Sinipercidae. Gene Ontology annotation, biological process: signal transduction; regulation of GTPase activity. Bases 72 to 1616 code for a protein of 514 amino acids. The record is from RefSeq and is a predicted model, not a curated record. Gene Ontology annotation, cellular component: cytoplasm. The transcript is spliced from 13 exons.
AGGGUUUUUUCAGGAAAAGGAGGUUGCAGCAGUUGUAGUGUGAGAGGUGGCUGGUUUGAAGAAACCACGUGAUGAGUCAUACUUCCUCUAACAGUCAGGCCUCGACUCUCUGCGUCUCUUCUUUUGUGAUCAGUGACAAAGAGAUGGCGGGUACAAGAAUCACAAACCUCCAGAGUCCCGCAAAGCAACCGCCACUGAUCCAGCCUCCGCAGCGCAGCACUGCAGCACAGGGAUCCGUGCAGAUGCGCAUUAAGAGCUCACAGAGUCCUGGAGACCGCCUGAGUCAGUCCAAGUCCAUGGUGCUGCAAGAGUCCGACCUUCCUCAGAAACCUAUCUCUAGGCAUCGCAGGAAUCAGUCUCAGCACAACGUCUUUGUCACAGGAGGGGGAGCUGCAGUUUUUGAACCAUUGGUGGAGUUGAAAGGUGAACACCUGAAUGUGGCUAAAAUCUCAGAGAGUGGUAAGAAACAGAGGAAGAACUGGACUUUGAUGUGGAGCGUGCUGACCUCAGACCAGCUGCUGUUUUAUAAAGAGAGACAACAAGAAACUAGUCAGAAACCAGGAAGUAAGACAGAUGUGAUUCCGUUGUGUGGAGCUGUUAUCGAGUGGACGACAGAGAAGUCGAGCAAGAAAAACGUUUUCCACAUCACAACAAACACAGGAAGUGAGUACCUCCUGCAGGCUGAGAGUUACUCCACUGCCAGUAAAUGGUACGACGCCAUCAGAAAGAACGUUGACUCUUCAACUAAAGCAGACGGAGGUUUUCCUCUGCGGAGGUCAAACAGCACAGAGUACCUGCCCAGACACAGCUCCCUACCUGGAUAUGGCUCCGCCUCCCCCAACACCAAACAACGCAACCCAGUCCACAGACGCUCCAUCAACAUGUUCAGCAGCUCCAAGCUGAAACACAGCACCUCCGACAGCGCCGACAAGAACGGAGUGAAGAACAGAUUGAAGAAGUUCAUCACCAGACGUCCGUCCAUGAAGACUCUGCAGGAGAAAGGCCUCAUCAAAGAUCGAGUUUUUGGCUGCCAUCUGUUGACUCUCUGCGAGCGUGAAGGAACCACGGUGCCGAGGUUCGUUCAGAUCUGUUUGGACGCUGUUGACAAGCGAGGUCUGGAGGUUGACGGGAUCUACAGAGUCAGUGGAAAUCUGGCCACAAUCCAGAAACUUCGCUUCAUCGUUGAUCAAGAGGAGACCCUGGACCUUGACCACAGUCAGUGGGAGGACAUCCACGUUGUCACCGGAGCCCUCAAGAUGUUUUUCCGCGAGCUACCCGAGCCACUGCUCCCCUUCAGAUUCUUCCAGCCUUUUGUAGAGGCCGUCAAGAUCAAAGAAUCUAAACACAAAGUUCAGGCAGUGAAGAAACUGAUCCAGGAGCUGCCCAAACCCAACCAGGACACAAUGAAGCUGCUCUUCAGCCACCUGCACAGAGUUCUGGCCUUUUCCAGAAAGAACCUGAUGUCCACUCAGGGCAUCGGCAUCGUGUUUGGCCCUACGCUGAUGUGGCCAGAGCUAGACGCGGGAAACAUGGCGGUCAACAUGGUUUACCAAAACCAGAUCGUGGAGUUCAUCCUCAUCGAAAGCCGAGAAAUCUUCAACCUGGACAUGAAGUAAAGUUUCCUGAGGUGGACCUGAUCAUCUGACGGACUCAUAUUUACACAUCAAGGCUAAAAAUAACCAAAUUCCUUCAGAAAUGUUAUAGUUUUAACAGAAAACAGAAGCAGCGCCUGGUUUUGGCUGGACUGUAAAAAAUAAACGUAUGGUUUCUGAUCACAA